Molecule: messenger RNA, 2627 nt
Organism: Agrilus planipennis (emerald ash borer)
Lineage: Eukaryota; Metazoa; Arthropoda; Insecta; Coleoptera; Buprestidae
Exons: 12
Coding region: 375-2612 (745 amino acids)
Biological process (GO): signal transduction
Source: RefSeq, a predicted model, not a curated record
UUGGUGGUAUAGGAGCCUGCAAGAACCUUUAGUUAAGUGACGGAAAUUCUGGUUGACUGACGCUGGCUCUUCCAAACUGGAAAAUAUAGACGCGAUGCAGACAAUUUUCUCAUAACCACGAUCGCGUCCAAUUUUCAUUUCAAUUAGAAUAAAUAAGCAAUUGUUCAGAUACCUUUUGUGUUUUUAUCAUACGUGAAUGUUGAGUUAUCACGAAUGUACAACGUAAGUGAAGUAUAAAGAAAACUAAAAGAAAGUAUUUUAAAAUAUAGUUUGGUCAUUUAUAGAAUCUUUAUUGCAACUAAGGAUAUUUACACGCAACAGUACCACCCACACUUCUAGACCCCUUGGGGCCGGUUGUAUUGGGGCAGUUCGCGAUGUCUGCUACCAGCGAUUAUCCGAAACGUUCUGAGCCCUCGACGAAAAAGAUCCCUUUGUACCAGGCAAACCCCAGUUACACAGUUCGAGUGAUUUGUUGUGUUUUGUUUAUUUUUCUUACCGAACUUUGUCUCGCACACUACAUUUACAGAUUGAUAAGAGCGGAAAUCAACAGUCAAUACAUUGAGAAAAGCACAUUAAGACAUGUUUUGCUGGCGGAAUUAAGGGAGGAUAAAGUAAGGGACGAAGUUAAGAAGAUAAUCCGGGAAAAUGAGAUGGAAGAUCCCACGAAGACGUGGGACGAAAUCGAAAAAUUUCAGAGAGAAACAGCUGCUGGGGAAAAUAUUUCCGGCAAGAUUAGGAGAAUUGCAGAUUUGUCAGACGACGCGGACAAUUCUGGCAUCGCUAACGGCGGCGGCAGCGAUUACCCGAACGAAAAAGGGAACAGUAGGAAAAAAAGAGGAGCCCUGGUUGAAGACAAUUUGCUUAAUUCGUCGGGAAAACACUUUAAUCCAUUACAUGACGUCAAAGAUGAUAUGGAAAGGCUUCAAAAGAAUAAAAAACAGGGAGAGACCGAAUUACCUAAGCCUUGGAUUGAAUUAACAAGUCAAUCUCGUAUACCGAUUCCAGUAAUUUUAGACUUUUGUGCAAGAGCUAUUAAAGAUUGUCCACCCGGAAAUCCUGGACCGAAAGGUCAACCUGGCCUUAAAGGCGUUAAGGGAGAUAGGGGAGAUACAGGUUUUCCCGGAAUACCAGGUCCUAUCGGCCCAAGAGGCCAUCCUGGUAAAGCUGGAGAAAAAGGAGAGUCUGGAAGACCCGGACUUGAUGGUAGAGACGGAAUACCAGGGGAGCCUGGCCUUGAUGGUAUGCCAGGACGAAACGGUCACGAUGGACAAACUGGUAAAGAUGGAAUACCAGGAAUUCCAGGACGAGAUGGAAGAAAUGGCACGGACGGACGACCUGGUACUGUUGGACCAAGGGGACUUCCUGGUCCUCAAGGACCUCCAGGUUUGCCUGGACCAAAGGGUCCUCCAGGAAAAAAGGGUCUCGAUGGAACCCCAGGAAUUCCUGGAGUGAAAGCGUGGGAAACAAAAGUCAACGGCAGUGCAAAACUCCUUAUACCCCCUUCAAUAGCAAGUUCGUCGCUACCGUCAAAACCGAUUGUUUUUAUUGAGGGUGAUAAUGUGAGAAUACCUUGUACAGCCUCCGGAAUUCCAAAACCUAAUGUUGAAUGGAGAAGACUUGACAGACAACCAAUUGCAACAGGAAAAUGGCAAGGUAUUCGUAUAAUACAGAAUAAUUCAUAUUGGGAAAGGGCUGAUGGCAAACUCCUCGAACACGGUAGCAAAUAUCGCAUUGCAACUUAUAGCGAUAAAAACGGAUAUAAAGCUACUAUGCAAUUAAAUAUUACCCGAAUUAAUUCGUACGACAUCACCACGUACCUCUGUGUUGCUAAAAAUGAAAGAGGACUAACCAGAGGAGUCUUUACACUCUACGAGAAGGAUCCUCGACUGGGCACUCCACCGCCCAUCGUGGGCAACAAUCAUAUGAUUGUGUUUGGAAUGCCAUCGCCUGCUCUAACGUCAUUAGAAGAACUCUGUCCUCCGCCACCUAAAUGCGACGAAUGCGUUGACACAAGAGAGUUCAAAUGCAAUAAAGAGUUUGGAGUCUCUCUAUUUGAUAUUAUAAGACGGUGGGAAGUAAGGCCGUAUGGGGGAGAACGAUACGCGGGACUUCCCAACAGAACACUCGAUUGUUUACUUUAUGCUGUCGGAAAACCUGUAUAUCAUCGUUUUCUGGACGAAACCUACGGUUCUUGGAUGAAAGAUCCUAAUCCUCUUUACGAAAACGAUUCUGAAAAAAUUUGGACCACGAAAGAAAACGAGACUACCAAAUUAUUCCAGUACGACAACAAAAAUGCAUUUAGAAAAUAUACACCUACGAGAGAGUUCAACCUGGUACAGCCAUUUCAAGGAAACGCUCACGUUAUUGUUAACGGGUCCUUUUUCUAUAACGAAAGAAAUACGUCAAGGAUAGUAAGACUCGAUUUGGAACGAGAAAUUACAUCUACGGUAGAAAUACCGUUGGCAAAAGCCAACAGUAAUUAUCUCUACAGUUCAAAAUAUAAUUACAUGGAUUUUAGUGUCGAUGACAAUGGUUUAUGGGUCAUUUUUCCUGUCCCCGACUCAAACAAUACAGGAGUUCUAAAGGUAAAAAACAUGCGUCUUUUUGUGUGAGUAAUUCGUUAAAAA